Molecule: messenger RNA, 1929 nt
Organism: Entrophospora candida
Lineage: Eukaryota; Fungi; Glomeromycota; Glomeromycetes; Entrophosporales; Entrophosporaceae
Source: the annotation of a GenBank genome assembly
AUGGAUGAAUUCCAAAAUCAUAUUAAGUAUUGUUUGGAUACAUGUAAAAAGGAUCCCUCAUAUGCUCCAUACUUUGCUCUUAUUCAAAGUUCAGGAUAUGGCAAAUCUCGUUUGAUUGCUGAAUUAGCUCAAAACAUCUAUGUUGUUUACAUCUGUUUACGACCAGAAAAGGUCAAUGGAUAUCCUCUUCGUACCAGCAUUGUAAGAAAUAUGAUGAACCAUUUGCAAAAUUGGGAAAAACCAGAAAGUGCUAUUGAUUGGUUUCAAAUGUUUUUAAAAAAAACAAUUGCAGUGCUUAUUGAGAAGCUUCAAAAUAGAGAGCUUUCAUGUCCAAGUGAUUUUUGGAACAUGCAAAUGAGUCUAGAUGCUGAAAAAAACUUUUGGGAUCAAGUAAUUCAGAAGAUGGAUCAUGAUUUCCAAUUUACACCUAAUGACAUACCUUCUCAACCUCAAGAAAAUAGCAGUUUGCAUCUUUUUCUCUGUUUUGAUGAAGCACAUCAAUUGCUCUCUGACAAAGAUGACAAUGUAUUAUCACCUUUUAGAAUAAUUCAUCAUUCUAUAAAAGAUAUUGGAUGGGUCAAACAUGGGUUCCUUUGUGCCAUGCUUGAUACAAUGGGGCAGUUAGCCAACUUUUCACCUCCAACAAAACAAGAUCCUUCCCACAGAAUUAGAGAUGAAAAUAUUAAGUUACUUCCACCAUUUAUCAAUGUUAUGACAUUUGAUGCACUUGAUUACAAACUGAAAGAUCAUCCAAAUCAUUGCUUGCUCUUUGGCAGACCAUUAUGGGGAUCCAGUAUUAUUGCAGGGAAAGACAUUAAGGAAGUAGUGGAAUUUGCAAAAUGCAAACUCUUGGGGGGAUACCAAUUAUCAGACUUGAUAAAACCAAUAGAAUAUAUAUUUAAUGAUGAAGAAAAUAGAUUUGCUGUUUCUUUGGCUAUAUUAAGCUGUCUUGUCUCUCUGAAUAUUUCAACUCAAUCUCAGCUUACCCAUUUAUUGGUGGGCAGUUAUAUGGGUACUUGUAUUGGUGUUUCAAAAAGUAGAGAAAAUAUUUUAACCAUAUAUCCUUCUGAACCUAUUCUUUCUGAAGUUGCUUUGCAAAUUAUUGAAAUUGAAACAAAUAGAAGAUUCAUUCUUGACCGACUUGAAACUUCAUUAAAGAAUGGGCUUGUUGAAGCAGGACAUCAUGGGGAACUUGUUGCAUGCCUCAUUCUUAUAUUUGGAUGGCAACAUAUGUUACAAGGUACAUCUUUUUAUACAGAAGAGAGAUCUGUAGAGGAAUUUUUGAACACAAUUUUUGGAGACAUUAAAAUCCACAUUAAAGAAAAUAAUAAAUUCAGACAUCUGAAACUUGAAAAGAGUUUUCUAGAAUCAAAAAUUUGUUUUACACAUUUCAUUCAGCUCAUUGAACCACCAAAUUGUCUAGUCCUAAAAAAUCUUUUUGACCAUAGUGCAGGAGCAAUUUUAAAAUGUAAUGCAUAUGGUGCUAAUCUUAUGAUACCUGUCAAAAUAAAUAAUUCAUCACAAGAAAAGUACUCAUAUAUUUUAAUACAAGUGAAAAAUUACUCAAUUUCUGGACAAGCAUUCACAUAUAAUGCUACUAAGAAGUUAUCACCAUCUAAUGUCUUUGAAGGGAGUGAAUUAGCUAAUCUUGGAUUACCUUAUUUAUGUUUUUAUUGGUUGCUAGGUGCAACUACUGAUAAUUUAAACAAAGAAUUUAUGACAUGGGAAGGUUUUGAGCAACACCUUGGAAUUUUUUCAUUGGAGCCAUUUUCCUUUCUUUCUCUAGAUCUUAAAAAUAAAUUGUAUGCUAUAUUAUCUGCAUACAUUAAUCCAUUUGACAGUUUAUGGAAGCAAGAAUCAACAAUCAACCUUGAACAACAUAAAAAAAAUGUUAGGUCAUUCUUCCCAGAUCUAAAAAAAAUGAAAUAA